Molecule: messenger RNA, 1368 nt
Organism: Protobothrops mucrosquamatus (brown spotted pit viper)
Lineage: Eukaryota; Metazoa; Chordata; Lepidosauria; Squamata; Viperidae
Gene: NAB2
Product: NGFI-A binding protein 2
Exons: 6
Coding region: 1-1368 (455 amino acids)
Biological process (GO): negative regulation of DNA-templated transcription
Cellular component (GO): nucleus
Molecular function (GO): transcription factor binding; transcription coregulator activity
Source: RefSeq, a predicted model, not a curated record
AUGGCGUUGUUGCUGCCCCGCACCCUGGGCGAACUGCAGCUCUACCGCGUCCUCCAGCGAGCCAACCUCCUCUCCUACUAUGAGACCUUCAUCCAGCAGGGCGGCGAUGAUGUGCAGCAACUGUGCGAGGCUGGUGAGGAAGAGUUCCUGGAGAUCAUGGCUCUGGUUGGCAUGGCGACCAAGCCACUCCAUGUCCGGCGCCUCCAGAAGGCUCUGCGGGAGUGGGCAACCAAUCCUGGUCUCUUCAACCAGCCGGUGCCCUCCAUACCUGUAAGCAGCAUACCACUCUUCAAAAUCUCCGAGUCCGGGAGCCAGAAAUCACUCACCAAUGGACACACCAGUCCAGGAGAGAUCCCUGGCAAAACCAGCACCACUUCCCCUUCCAAAAGCCCCUCCGAGCCACGAGAGAAGCUGUCCCCCUUGUCAGCCAUGCAGUGGGGGAACCCUGAGUCUGAAGAAGAAGGAGGGGUAACCUCACCCAGCGAGACCCCAUCGUCCACUGAGCAUCUCGAUCCAGAGCUGGCCCAUGCAGUGUCGGACGGGGUGGAUCGUCUGCUGCGCAGCUGCCCGCGCAGUGGAGAUGUGGAGUUGAAGACCCUCCUGAAGCUGAAUAAGAAGUUGGCCAAAACAGUGGGGCAUAUCUUCCAGAUGGACAAUGGAGACCCUCGGAAGGAAGAAGAGAUCCGGCGUCACAGUGCCAUCUAUGGCCGGGGUGAAACUCGGCGAUGUGAGGGCAAACAGCUCACCCUUCAUGAGCUCACAAUUAACGAGGCUGCUGCUCAGUUCUGUCUGCGGGACAAUUCACUGCUGUUGCGUCGUGUGGAAUUGUUCUCGCUGUCGCGUCAGGUGGCUCGGGAGAGCAGCUACCUAUCUUCACUGAAAGGUUCCAGACUGCGUCCAGAUGAAAACUGUGGGGGACAAGCUAAGCGCUUCAAGCAAGAGGUUGCAGAACACAGCCGCCCAGAGCUUUCCUUGGUCUGUGAACCCUUCCUUCCUCCAUACCGAUCCAGCGUUGAAGAAGACACAGCCAGCUUGUCUGGGGAAAGCUUAGAUGGACAUCCACAAGCUACUGGGUCUUGUCCCCGGCUUACGCCACCCCCCAACACCGCUUCUGAUGCACUGCUGAGCCUCCCGCCACAUGGGCUAUGGAGUCGUCACAUCCUGCAGCAGACACUGAUGGAUGAAGGGCUGCGAUUGGCCCGGCUGGUGUCCCAUGAGCGAGUGGGAAGGCUCAGUCCAUGUUUGCAAGGAAAACCCCAGAUGCCUGAGUUUGGGGAAACACUUUCUGAGAGAUGCCAGCCUCCCGCAGCACAGCCGGAAGCUAGAAGAAAUAGCAUUAAGAUGGAACCAGACACCAGCCGGCAGUGA